UAAACUCAACACAAUCAUUUGAAGGUACCCAGCCAUGGCAAACUGCUCAGCGCCCGAAAUCGCCGCCGCCUACGAGGACGUCCGUUCCGACAGAUCAACCACAAACUGGCUCCUCCUCGACUACGAAUCCGAGAAAUCAGAUACCCUAGUCCUGACCUCCACCGGCGACGGUGGCCUCGAUGAGUUCAAGUCCAAGAUCACCGAGGACGGGAACAAGGGGAAGGGGAGGGCGAGUUUCGGGUAUGUGAGGGUGACGUAUAAGAAUGAUGAGCAGAGUGAGCGGGUGAAGUUCAUUCUUGUUAUUUGGAUUGGCGAGUCUGUGAAGAUUAUGCGUAAGGCGAGGAUGGGUGUUCAUACCGCCAACGUCAAGGAUGUGUUGCGAUCGUUCUCCAUUGAGGUUCCUGCGCACAACGAGGAUGAUCUGAGAGAGAAGGACAUUGUUGUUCGGUUGAGGAAGGCUGGUGGUGCUUCUUACGAUGGCGUGUAGAGGAGAUGAUAAACCGCAAGAGGACCAUUUAUGGGACAUGUUUUAGGCGCAUAGCGAGAAAGAAUUUGAUACAAGAUGGGAAUUCGAAUAUACCCAGUUUUAACACAUCAC
This is a messenger RNA of Saitoella complicata NRRL Y-17804, 598 nucleotides long. RefSeq names its product actin depolymerizing protein. Gene Ontology annotation, biological process: regulation of actin filament polymerization. The record is from RefSeq and is a predicted model, not a curated record. Lineage: Eukaryota; Fungi; Ascomycota; Saitoellomycetes; Saitoellales; Saitoellaceae. Gene Ontology annotation, molecular function: actin filament binding. Gene Ontology annotation, cellular component: actin filament; site of polarized growth; plasma membrane. The transcript is spliced from 3 exons. The coding region runs from base 35 to 487 and encodes 150 amino acids.